AUGUCCAAUAGCAAUGGAGAUUGGAGUCGAGCGAAGAGAAAACGAAAAACGAUUGAAAUCCAAUAUUCUCCCGGGAAUUCGACAUUAAAAGUGACAAAAGUGACUGGAAAACACUUGGAAUCAAUGGGGAAUCCGGUGAAAAAUGGUUAUGAGCUGUUUCCGGAAGAAGCGGUUUAUUUAGUUGAGACAGGCUCCGGCACGAUUCUCACACCAUCCGGCGCCGAGAUGAGCCUUCUGGAGUCCUAUUCGAUUCUGGAAUCGAAUUCCAUCUCAAUGAGUAAAUAUGAGAUUUAUAAACAAGUCAAAUUGACAGGAUUAGUCGUUUUGAGACCGAGAAAAUCAACAACCGAUUUUGAAAAAGCUCGCCACGUGGAACAGGAGAUAAAACAGAAAUUCGCAGAGAAGACGUUCGAUUUGCUGGUCCAUAUGAAUACGGUACCCCAGGACCGGAUUCCGAAUGCAAACUCAUUUCCGAGUUUUGUGAAAAAAAAUAAUGGGGAUGUUUCGAUGAGAAUGAGAGGUUUCUAUUUUUUGAAAUUUUACAAACAUUUCAAAUUUCCCGCCUCUUUUCCAGCCCCUCACCCACCGCCCGAAACCGUGCCGCCCAUCGUAUCAGCCGCUGGCGAAUCGCCACGUGGCAAAUUGGACCGAAUUUCGGUUUCAGGAAGAGAAAACGAGACAGGCGAUGGUUUUGAAACGAUUUCGAAAGCUCCGCCCACCGCCGAAGGACCAGAUCCGUCGGGAGAGGAUUACUGUAGAGAAUGUGGAUUUUCAUGUUUUUUCGCCGGCUUCGUUUUCGCAUCGACUGCCUGCGAGACCCUUAUUUUCAUUGAUUUGUUAUCAAGUCACUGGAGCUCCACUGAAAAUUUCGGAACUUUCCCAACUUCGAAAUGUGGUCUUUGGAAUGGAGGAGGCUGGAAAAGUGAACUACGUGGCCAUGAGUGGAGCACCAAUUGA
Molecule: messenger RNA, 957 nt
Organism: Caenorhabditis briggsae
Lineage: Eukaryota; Metazoa; Nematoda; Chromadorea; Rhabditida; Rhabditidae
Exons: 7
Coding region: 1-957 (318 amino acids)
Biological process (GO): tRNA-type intron splice site recognition and cleavage
Cellular component (GO): tRNA-intron endonuclease complex
Source: RefSeq, a predicted model, not a curated record